Molecule: messenger RNA, 2014 nt
Organism: Brassica napus (rape)
Lineage: Eukaryota; Viridiplantae; Streptophyta; Magnoliopsida; Brassicales; Brassicaceae
Exons: 2
Coding region: 48-1124 (358 amino acids)
Source: RefSeq, a predicted model, not a curated record
GAAUCUUAAGCCGUCAACACUCCCUCUCUUCGCCUCCGCCGUGAACCAUGAGGAAACCAAAGUCAAAGAAGAAGGUCUUAGUGGAGGACGAGGAAACGCCACAACAAUACGAAGUCGGAGGUAUUUCACUCUUCCCGUUGCUCUCGUUUUUUCCAAAAUCCCAGAAUCUGAUUUGUUUUAUAUAUGUAGAUCCAUCUUCACCGGACCUCCGUCUACCUCCUCUACUUUUCGCGACGGACCGGUUCCCCACCAGACGUCAUAACAUCUAUUCCUCUCCGGAUCUACUCCCUUUUAUUCGCAACGUCCUUCGCGACACGCCGGAAUUUGAAACCAUCCGUAGGUCCUGUUUCGGGAAACUCUUCGACCUCCCUGCUCGUCAAUGCCAUGUGUCGUGUAAGCUGAUCCACGCGUUUCUCACUCGUCAGCUUGUUUGUCUUCCAAAGAACACGCUUUGGUCCGCAUUUGGUGGUUUUCCUUUCCGAUAUGGUCUUGAGGAAUUUGGCACUGUCACGAGCCUCCCUUGUGGUUCAUACCCUGAAAGAUACAAUCCCAAAACCGCUAAAGCUAUUGUCGCCGGCAAAGAUAGAGUAUGGAAGAGACUUUUUGGGAAGAAAAAAUUUGUGACGAUUGCUGAUCUUUGUCGGAUGCUUGAGACCGACAAAGAUAUGGAUGGGUGGAAAAAGAUACGGAUUGCUCUCAUUAUAAUCGUCGACGGCGUUCUCAUCGCUCACAAACAAGAAGCACGCCCCACUCCUCGUUAUGUUAGGAUGGUUGAAAACCUCAAAACCUUUCUUGCUUUCCCAUGGGGUAGAGAGUCUUUCCUCAAGACCAUCUCAUGCAUGAAACCGCCGAGUUUUGUCCCCAAGAAAUGUGAAGAUCCUGUUGCUACACUUGUCAAGACGCUCAAGCAGGGCAGUUUCAGAUUACAAGGCUUCCCACUUUCACUUCAGCUUGUAGCAUUUCGUGCCAUCCCCCUGCUUCUGGAUUAUAUACCGGCUCCAUUAAACAACCUCACCUUGAUGGACUUGGAAGAUGGUACUCUACCACAGCACAAGUCAAUCAAUGCCAUCCACAUCCGACGCGUCGAAUUUGACCCCAAUGUAAGUCUAAAACUUUUGUAUUAAAUAACUCCAAAAUGUAUUUUUUAAUCUAAUAAUUUUACAAAACUAAGAUGCUUUUGAAUUUUCUCAGCUGGUAGUCACUCCUAUUAUACCCAUCGAAAGUCAGCCACAACCAGGAUGGGGUAUGUUUCCAGACGAUGCGAAGGACGACAGUGUUCUCUACUUGGAACAACUUAUAGCUGGUCAACAUUCCUUCAACAAACAUAUGUGGCAUGGCGGGGUUACAUCUGAGCCUAUCAUCAAAAAGCCAAAGAUCCGUGUCAAGAAGAAGGCUGCUACUAUUAAGCAAUCUCUACAAACAAGACAGCCGUCUGCAAAGAAGCAAAGGCGUAUAAGUUCCUACUUUACAGGUUCAACCACCCAAAGCUUCACCAACGUUCAACUUACAGAGAUGGUGAUCCAACUUUCAACGCAAGUGAAGCAGCUCAAACGCGAGAUGAAACGUAGGAAGAAGCGAUCUCAUGCAAGGCUAUCAUCUUUCAACAAACUUUUAUCUCGUCGCAAGCAGUCCAACACACCACCCCACACUCCAGAACCAAGUCAUAAUCAGGAUGAUGCCCCAAUGGAGACAGAUGACAUGCCUCAAACGACAUCCCCUAUAAUCAGUCAAUACGAAGCUCAGCUACAUCGCGAUUCUGCAGAUGAUCAUCUUGCUAGUUCCCCUGUAACCGACCACUGCAUCCACACAGAGAGUGUCCACGUUUCACCUAACCACAACAACACAUGUGCCCACCCAUCCCCCGACCACAAUGUUCACCCUAGUCAACUCUCCCCCGUUUACGCCACUCCUCCACUCAGUCAUCUGUCUCUUGCUAGCUCACAUACGAGCGACCACUUAAUCCACAUUCAGAGUGUCCACGUUUCACCUAACCACAUAAACGCAUGUGUCCACA